Messenger RNA from Cavia porcellus (domestic guinea pig), 5967 nucleotides. It is a transcript of the gene Itga4, whose product is annotated as integrin subunit alpha 4. Gene Ontology annotation, cellular component: external side of plasma membrane; integrin complex. Lineage: Eukaryota; Metazoa; Chordata; Mammalia; Rodentia; Caviidae. The transcript has 28 exons. Gene Ontology annotation, biological process: integrin-mediated signaling pathway; cell adhesion mediated by integrin; cell-cell adhesion. Gene Ontology annotation, molecular function: integrin binding. The record is from RefSeq and is a predicted model, not a curated record. The coding region runs from base 138 to 3248 and encodes 1036 amino acids.
CCUCUCGCCCGCCCGCCGGCGCCGGACGGACACACUGCGCUUCAGCAAUUGGGGCGCCCUUCGCCUCGGCCCCCGUCGCGUCUCUUGCAACUUUGGACCGGCGCCGUUUGGGGUUGGAUGUUCCCCAACGGGAACGCAUGGCUGCUGCAGCGAGGAGCUGGCCCGGGCCCCGCGGGGCCGCCGUCCGGGAAACGGUGAUGCUGCUGCUGCUGCAGCUGCUGUGCCUGAGGGUCCCCGGAGGGCAGCCCUACAACGUGGACACGGAGAGCGCGCUGCUGUACCCGGGCGCCCCCGGCACGCUGUUCGGCUACUCAGUGGUGCUGCACAGCCACGGGGCGGACCGCUGGCUCGUCGUGGGGGCGCCCACGGCCACCUGGCUCGCCAACGCGUCGGUCGUCAACCCCGGGGCGAUUUACAGAUGCAGGAUCGGAAAGAAUCCAAACCGGACCUGUGAACAGCUCCAGCUGGGCAGCCCCACUGGAGAACCUUGCGGAAAGACAUGUUUGGAAGAAAGGGACAAUCAGUGGCUGGGAGUUACGCUUUCUCGACAGCCAGGCGAAAAUGGAUCCAUCGUGACUUGUGGGCACAGAUGGAAAAAUAUAUUUUACAUAAAGAAUGAAAAUAAGCUCCCUACUGGUGUUUGCUAUGGGAUGCCUUCUGAUUUACGGACGGAACUCAGUAAAAGAAUGGCUCCCUGUUACCAAGAUUAUGUAAGAAAAUUUGGAGAAAACUUUGCAUCAUGUCAAGCUGGAAUAUCUAGUUUCUUCACAGAGGAUUUAAUUGUGAUGGGAGCUCCAGGAUCAUCUUAUUGGACUGGUUCUCUUUUUGUCUACAACAUAACUACAAACAAAUACAAAGCCUUCUUAGACAAACAGAAUCAAGUCAAAUUUGGAAGCUAUUUAGGGUACUCAGUAGGAGCUGGUCAUUUUCGGGGUCAGCAUACUACAGAAGUGGUUGGAGGAGCCCCUCAGCAUGAACAAAUUGGGAAAGCCUAUAUAUUCAGCAUUGAUGCAAAAGAACUGAGUAUCAUACAUGAAAUGAAAGGUAAAAAGCUGGGCUCCUACUUUGGAGCUUCUGUAUGUGCCGUGGACCUCAAUGCAGAUGGUUUCUCAGACCUGCUGGUGGGAGCACCCAUGCACAGCACCAUCAGGGAGGAGGGAAGAGUGUUCGUGUUCAUCAACUCUGGCACGGGAGCAGUAAUGAAUGAAAUGGAAACGCCACUCAUUGGCAGUGACAAAUACGCUGCAAGGUUUGGGGAAGCUAUCGUUAAUCUUGGUGACAUUGACAGUGAUGGCUUUGAAGAUGUUGCUAUUGGAGCUCCCCAAGAAGAUGACUUGCGAGGCGCCAUUUACAUUUACAAUGGCCGAGUAGAUGGCAUCUCAUCAAGCUUCUCCCAGAGAAUUGGAGGACUUCAGAUCAGUGAAUCAUUAAGUAUGUUUGGACAAUCUAUAUCAGGACAAAUUGAUGCAGAUAAUAAUGGAUAUAUAGAUAUAGCAGUCGGUGCUUUUCGAUCUGACUCUGCUGUGUUGCUCAGGACAAGACCAGUAGUAAUUGUUGAAGCAUCUUUAAGCAACCCUGAGUCAGUAAACAGAACAAAAUUUGACUGUGUGGAGAAUGGAUUGCCCUCUGUGUGCAUGGAUCUAACACUUUGUUUCUCAUAUAAAGGCAAAGAGGUCCCGGGUUAUAUUGUUUUGUUUUACAACAUGAGUUUGGAUGUGAACAGAAAGACAGAGUCUCCAUCAAGGUUUUACUUUUCCUCUAAUGGCACUUCUGAUGUGAUCACAGGCAGCAUCCAAGUAUGGAACAGAAGAGUCAACUGUAGGACACAUCAAGCGUUUAUGAGGAAAGAUGUGCGGGACAUCCUCACUCCAAUCCAGGUUGAAGCUGCUUACCACCUUGGGCACCACGUCAUCAGCAAACGAAGUGCUGAGGAAUUCCCACCCCUGCAGCCAAUCCUUCAGCAGAAGAAAGAAAAAGACUUGAUAAAAAAAACGAUAAAUUUUGCAAGGUUUUGUGCCCAUGAAAAUUGUUCUGCUGAUUUACAAGUUUCUGCAAAAAUUGGAUUUUUCAAGCCAUACGAAAAUAAAACCUAUCUUGCCGUUGGGAGCAUGAAGACGUUAAUGUUGAAUGUGUCCUUGUUCAAUGCUGGGGAUGACGCCUAUGAAACGACUCUUCACAUCAGACUACCCACGGGGCUUUACUUCAUCAAGAUGUUAGACCUGGGAGAGAAGCAAAUAAACUGUGAGGUUACAGACACCUCUGGCACAGUCAAACUCGACUGCACCCUUGGUUAUAUAUAUGUAGAUCAUCUCUCCAGGAUGGAUGUCAGCUUUCUCCUGGAUGUGAGCUCUCUUCGCAGAGCAGAUGAAGACCUCAACAUCACAGUGCUUGCCUCCUGUGAAAAUGAAAGAGAAAUGAACAAGCUAAUGGACAACAAAGUGACUGUAACAAUACCUCUAAGAUAUGAGGUUAUGCUUGCUGUGCAUGGGUUUGUGAAUCCAACUUCCUUCAUGUAUGGCUCAACUGAGGACAGUGAACUCGAAUCAUGCGUGAGCGAGAAAAUGAACUUCACGUUCCAUGUUAUCAACACAGGCAUUAGCAUGGCUCCAAAUGUGAGUGUGGAAAUCAUGGUGCCAAAUGCUUUUGUUCCCCAAACUGAUAAGCUGUUCAACGUUUUGGAUGUCCAGACGACUACUGGACAAUGUAAAUUUGAAAAUUACCAAAGAGAAUGUGUAUCAGGGCAGAAAAGAGAUGCCAUGGAAACCGUAAGAAGCAUCUUCAAAUUCUUGUCAAAGACUGAUAAGAGGGUAUUGUAUUGCAUGAAAACUGACUCAUACUGUUUAAACUUCCUAUGCAAUUUUGGGAAAAUGGAAAGUGGAAAAGAAGCUAGUGUUCACAUUCAGUUAGAAGGCCGGCCAUCCGUUUUGGAAAUGGACGACACCUCAGCACUCAAGUUUGAAAUAAGAGCGACAGCUUUUCCAGAGCCACAUCCCAAAGUUAUCGAACUAAACGAGGAUGAGAACAUAGCACACGUGUUACUGGAAGGAUUACACCAUCAAAAACCCAAGCGCCGGGUCACCAUAGUGAUUAUUUCAAGUAGCUUGCUGCUUGGACUGGCUGUCCUGUUUGUGAUUUCAUGUGUUAUGUGGAAGGCUGGCUUCUUUAAAAGACAAUACAAAUCUAUCCUACAAGAAGAAAACAGAGACAGUUGGAGUUAUGUCAACAGCAAAAACAAUGAUGAUGAGUAAAGACUUCUUUCAUAUUCAGAUAACUGAAAACAGACUCAGGUUAGACUAAAAACAUUGUUUACAGGAAAACAUUUUUCUCAGACCUUUGUUGUUGUUGUUGUGUGUGUAUUUCUUUUACUUACAACACAUGGUGUUACUGAGGUAAGAAUUCAAGCCGUGACAACUCUUCCAAAGAAAAUAACUGCAAAGCUGUAAUUUAUAGCCAAAGAGGAUCUUACAAGUAUUAAAUGGGUAGAAGAACACUACAGCCUUCGACUUGUUCAAGAAAAAUAAACCCUGAAACAUAUACUUGAAAGUAUAUUAGACUGGGACAAAUAAGCACAGAUUCAUUUCAAGUACGUCUAUGAGAGUAUUUGAAAACCAAUCUUUAAAACCAUUUCAUGGAAUUUUCUUUAAAGACCUUUAUUUGUAAUGCAUUUCCUUUUCUUCAGCAAUCAUUUUAUUCAAUAGACUACGAGUAAUAUAGGCCUGAUGUACAAAUUUCAUACUGAAUACACUGGUUUAACAGGGGGACUUGUGGAUAACUACAGAGCUUUUUUCUGUAUAUCCAUAUAUACAUAGCUAUAUAGAUAUAUAUGGAUACAGUACACAUUUAUCAAGACUACUUAGGAGUCAAAAGAAAACACCUUGAAAUAUUGUUUGUAAAAAAUUCUUAAGUGUUCUAAUUUAUAUUCUAUAACAACAAAUUGUAAAUGUUGCACUUUAACAAGUAUACAAUGAUGUAUUUAAGAAAUAUGAAAGCUAUACAAAGAAUGAUUUGGGGUCCAUAUUUCAGAUACUGGGUACUGUAUAAAAUACUAUUCUAAAUUAAGCAAAUAAGUGUUUUAAUCAGGCCUAUAAAUGCAUUCUCCAUAGAUAUGGAGUAACACAUUUCACAGACAGUUGAAAAAUACACAUCUGAACUAUAUAGUGAACAUAAAGGUGACAUCAAAAUUUCUAUGAGCUGGGGGGUGGUAGCUAAAAUUUUUAAUAUUGUAAGAGGUUAUAUUUUAAAACAGCUUCUUGCUGAAUUUUAAAUAAUUUAAAUGCAUUUUCAAGUACAUUCAUUUUGUAAUAUUUAUUUCAUGUAGAUCUCUUUAUAUGUAUAAGAAAACUGUGGUCAAAUUUUUGAGCAUCUGUUAGAGGCAGUGAUCAAAUAAAUAAGAGACUAGUCUGUCCUACUCUGGAAAAUAUUGCUUUACAUGAAGUCUUUGCUGCCAGCUGUCUACUUCCUCAGAUUUCCCGCCUUGUGAAAGUUAUCCAUUGCUAAGCCUCUGCUCUGUGACUGGUGGCUACAGAAUGGGGAAUGUAGAGAUUUUUGAAGGCAUCUGAGCAAUAAAACUUAAGCACAAAGCAAGUAUAUGUGGCAAAUUUAGUUUUGCUUGUACAUAUUUUAAAUAACAUUUGUGCAAAGGAUAUAUUUUUAUCCUUUUAUUAAAAAUUUUAGUUCUUUUAGAAUAGCUAGGUUCAUGUGUCAAAAUCUAACAGCUUUAGAGAACUGUUGUCUCUGAGGAAACUAAAACUUGGUUGUUUGUACUGAAAGCCAGGCGCCAUCACUGCCAGAUGCAUGCCUUUCUAGUUCAAGAAGGGCAAAGUAACCUGGUGAACUAACUUGCAUCCAGUUAGGUACUUUAUGCAGUUGUAAAGAAAAUUUGUUAUAAAGUUUGUGAUGAAUUUUAAACCCUAUUUAUACAGUCUUUUUUUUUUUUUUUAGAAGGUUAUCUGAGUAGUACAAAGUUUUUGUGAGAGAGUUCUGUUUUUGGACAUACCACUGACUACUUGUGCGAUUUUGAAGUUUAACUCCUCAGGAUUAGUUACCUCUCAGUGUGGUCCUAAGAGAUCUGUUUAUGUCAGGCUGUAGGAAUCUGACCUCAGAGUUGAUGGGCUUAAAUCCUGAAAAACAAAACAACUCAAAUGAUUUUGCUUUAGAAUUAAAGGCAUGAAAUAUUUACUUUUACUUCCAAUAAACACCUUCUAAAAAUGAACUUUUUUACUUUAUGUUAUUUAAUCUUGGUUUUCAAAGCCUUGGCAACUACUUUUUAGUAGCACCAAACAGACAAACUUUAAUUUCUUUGAAAAUGCAUUUAAACUAUGACUCUGUUUAAACUAUGACCAAGUCCUUCCAUUUAAAAUGCUACUUUACAUACUUUAUAAACAAGUGCAUGUUACUUUGGAAUCAUUCAUUUCUUCCAUGCUUCCUCCAUAAAAACUGAUAAGUCCUGGGUGUAAUCUGUAAAGAAUAACAUGAGUAAUUUAUUAUUUCAUAAAUCUCAUUCUGUUAUUUCUCCAUACACUAACAUGGUGCCACAUAUAGAUUGAGAACCAACAAAUAUAUUCUCAUGGUAGAACUUCAAAGGAGGGAUCCUGAAAUAUCAACAGUAACCAUUCCAAAGCCACCUUUACCUCUGUGAAGGGUCAGUUCUUCCUAUAGGACACGCACCGCUAGUGGGCGUCAUGCAUACUUUUUCUGCCCAUUUGGUCACCAUGCUACUCAAGAAUGAGUUUGCAUUUGCCAAAACCCAUUUCUACCAGCUGCCCUUGUUAAUUAAUAUGUAAAGCUGUUCAUUUGUAAAGUAUGUUGAAUGCCUUUUGAAGAUUUAAUAAAAACAAACUGCUGAACAUGAAGUGUUGUAGUAUCAGAAACCUAUAAGAGGAAACCAAGAAGACAAACACUCUAACUCCCAGGGCUUCACGAUCGCUCAAGAUCUUGAUUCAUUAAAAAAAAAAAAAAAAAAAAAAA